Molecule: messenger RNA, 692 nt
Organism: Erigeron canadensis
Lineage: Eukaryota; Viridiplantae; Streptophyta; Magnoliopsida; Asterales; Asteraceae
Product: cytochrome c oxidase subunit 6a, mitochondrial-like
Exons: 4
Coding region: 89-397 (102 amino acids)
Biological process (GO): mitochondrial electron transport, cytochrome c to oxygen
Cellular component (GO): mitochondrial inner membrane
Molecular function (GO): enzyme regulator activity
Source: RefSeq, a predicted model, not a curated record
UUUUACAUACGCAUUAUUAAUCCUCCAUUAGAGAAUACUUGCUCUCUCUCAUCCAUGAAUUAAGGUUUAAAAAAGGCAAAUUAAAAAGAUGUCAUCGGCGAUUAUAAGGUCCACUCUCCUCCGGUCAUCUCUUCGCGGUGGCGCCCGCCCCAAUCCAAUAGCUUCCAAAAGAUCGUUUUCUUCCGGCGCAUCAGUCGAGGAUGAAGCUCGCGAGGCUUCGAAAUGGGAGAAGAUUACAUAUGUAGGGAUUGUUGCUUGCUCUGUUCUUGCAUUUGUUAACUUAUCCAAAGGCCAUCCUCAUUUUGAAGAACCACCCCCAUAUCCAUACUUGCACAUUCGCAACAAGGAGUUUCCAUGGGGUCCAGAUGGCCUCUUUGAAGUCAAGGAACACCACUGAAGUGUAAAGGUCGACCUUGCACCACGGGUCUAUGGGAAUAACUGAUCAUCACUUUUCUGUCAAUCAGUGUUGUCUUUUCUUCAAGACUAUGUAAUGAUAAUUUCAUCAUUCUAUGGUGUUAUUGGUUUUGGUUGAUAUCCGUUCUCAUGUUGCUUCCUGUGCAAAUAAAGAGUUAAUGAAUGCACUUCUUCAUGUAUUUCAGAAAUUGGCUUAUAGUUAUGUUACCCUUUGUACCUGUGGUUGACUAUAAGUUUUGAUGCAAUGUACCUAUCUAAACAUCGCUUGCUGUUUUUUA